Molecule: messenger RNA, 2553 nt
Organism: Gaeumannomyces tritici R3-111a-1
Lineage: Eukaryota; Fungi; Ascomycota; Sordariomycetes; Magnaporthales; Magnaporthaceae
Exons: 3
Coding region: 1-2340 (779 amino acids)
Molecular function (GO): protein binding
Source: RefSeq, a predicted model, not a curated record
AUGGCGCUGUCGGCCGAGCUAGACGUGGCGGCCAAGGUGCGAAGCACCAAAGACGAGCUUGUAAAACAUCACAAUGCCCAAGUCGAAAGGCUGCAGAGGCAGCAGAACAGCAAAGUGGCGUCUCGUUCCGUCAAACGACCCGAUCUUGAUAAUCCAUAUCCAGCAUCCGUCAAGUCGAUCAGCGAGCUAGAAAAGAUACCACUUCGCACAUUGGAGCAAGGCAAGCACCACCGCCGCAAAGUCCUGGUUCUACGCAUCGUGGCGUUGCCGUAUAGCGGCAUCGGAACGGUGACAGUCGUGGAAGACGAGUAUGGUGAUGUUGAGAGGCUCGUCAUCUUUGCCCAUAGUGAUUCUUCAAUCUUGUCCAACAUCCCCGAGGGGUGCUUCGUCGCGGUCAAAGAGCCAUUUUACCGAUGCCCGCCAGCAGGCCAGGAUGUGUAUCCGGAGAGCAAGACGCCGGUUAUCUCGGUCGAUCACCCCUCCGACAUCUUGCUCCUGAGGUUCAGUGAUCCCAUAAUCCCACUAGGGCUCAAGGGUGGCGUAGAACAUCCUCUUCUUAGCUCACUGGAGGAGUGGAAGACCGCAGGUGACACUGCUUUUCUCGAAGGGGAUCUGGCGACGGCCGCAUUUUGCUAUACCGAGGCCCUUGACUUUGUAGGGGCACCGGGCGAGAACGAGAGCAUGGACAGUGAAGCGGCGGCGGCAGCCGUGUAUACCAAAAGGGCAGGAACCAAUCUUUUGCUCGGCAAGCACGACGCCGCCAGAUCGGAUGCGCUGGCGUCACUGACCGGAGGGUCGGCCGACUGGCGGGGGCAUUUGACCGCGGCAAAAGCAGCCUACGCGCUGAGAGACUUCGGUGGCGCGCUUGAGCAGCUCGACCUCGCCCUUGCGCUCCAUCCCAGCGAUUCAGCAACGGUAACCCUGAACAAGGAGAGGGCGCGGACCCUCGACCGGAUUCACGAAGAGGACACGGGCGAGUACGACUUCCCGGCACUCGCCGCAUCGGUCUCUCCGGCCGGGCCGAAGCCAAGCGUCCACCUGGACGUUGCAGACUUCACAAGACGGACAACUGUGGAGGAAUCACCCAUGCAUGGACGAGGCCUGUUCGCUACCGAGCUUAUCCCGGCGGGUGAGCUCGUCUUUGUGGAGAAGGCGACGGUCAUGCCGACCAAGUACGACGACGAAGGAUCCGCCGCUGGCUUAUAUGCCGGCAUGGUCCGCCGGAUGUACGACAGCCCCACUGUUGCAGCCCGGAUCGGUGGGUGCUGGGCCGGAGAGUAUGGCUGUCUGACGGGAAAAGAGGGCACCGUGGUCGACGGCACGCCCGUCAUCGACGUCUUCCACACGGAGCUGGUCCGCACCAAAAACUGCCACAGCUGCCCCCCCUUGACGGUGGACAACACGCGCCCCCGCCCCGAGGGCGUGCCGGAGCCGCCGCAGACGAGGGGCAUCUGGCCGCACGCGGCCAUCAUGAACCACGCAUGCGUGGCCAACAGCACGCGCGCCUUCUGCGGCGACCUGUUCAUCACGCGGGCGUCGCGCGACAUCCCCGCGGGCGACGAGAUCACGCAGCAGUACGUGCCCGUCCGGGCCGACUGGGGCGAGCGCCAGGCGCAGCUCCGCCACUGGUGGGGGUUCGAGUGCGCCUGCGCGCUCUGCGCGGCCGAGAGGCCCGCGGCGACGGCCGACCCGGCCACGGGCGGCGCGGGUGGCGCGCAUGCGAGGCGCAAGGCGCUCCUGGCGCAGAUCGAGAAGCUCGCGAACCGGGCCAAGCCGGCGCCCGGGAGGUCCUCGAUGGGCUUGACGGCGGACAGGAGGCAGCCGCCGCCUGGCAUCUAUCCAGACGCCAUAAUCCGGAACGUCGAGAGGCUGUCCAAGCAGCUCGAGGACGCGCACGAGCGCGAGGUCUACGGCGAGGGAGGCGCCGAGGGCGGUUCCAGACUGCUGCCGCGGCUGAUGCUCGUGUUUCCGCACAUGUGGCUGAUUGACGCCUACCGCGGACGCCGCAACUACGCCAAGGUGAUUCAGAAGGCGCUGGGGGUGAUACGCGACUUUGGCUUCUUGCUACCUCCAAGCGCAGUGUCGCAAGCAGCGGCGACGGCCGACGGACUCGUCGAGGGCAUCGAAAUUCAGGGCUUGUUCCAGACUCAGCCCUCGGAAGCGGCAGGGCUGAUGACGAUUCACGUGCUGAGGGCGCUGAAGCAUGGGGCGGAUGCGCACCAGGCGUUGGGGCGAGAGGAGGAGGCUGAGCGGUGGGAGGCGGCGGCGGCGUUUGGGUUCAAGAUGGUUUCGGGGUGGGAGAACGAUAUCGACAUCAUGAUGGCGCCGGCAGAGAAGUAGGCGUGUCGUCGGGCCAUUCCGGUUCUUAGUGUUUUGUGUUGAUCUGAACAUGACGAUAGAAUGAUGAAGAUGGAUGAAGCAUGAAAACAGACAUCUGCCACCUCAACUUUGGGCAACUGAAAGUCAAAGUCCCACUAUUAACUCAUGCCAAAUGCUGGGCAGUUCGCCUGGAACUUAGCGCCGGAAGCACCGCACGGGCAUACCUUCGCUAAA